Messenger RNA from Neoarius graeffei (lesser salmon catfish), 2079 nucleotides. Its product is annotated as zinc finger protein 501-like. The transcript has 2 exons. Gene Ontology annotation, biological process: negative regulation of transcription by RNA polymerase II. Gene Ontology annotation, molecular function: DNA-binding transcription repressor activity, RNA polymerase II-specific. The coding region runs from base 50 to 1576 and encodes 508 amino acids. NCBI's taxonomy places the organism in Eukaryota, Metazoa, Chordata, Actinopteri, Siluriformes, Ariidae. The record is from RefSeq and is a predicted model, not a curated record.
ACUAAAUUCAAGAAGAAGAGUUGCAAUUUUGCUGAAUAGCCACGAAUAAAUGUCUAAUUGCAAGUCAUCUUCUGUUUGUAAUUCUGCAAACAUGCCAGGAGAACCCACUAUGAUGAAUUCAGAAGAGAUUGAUCAUGAGAAUUCGGUACCUACAAGAAGCUCCAGUGGUCAGCCAACUUUAUCUGGUAUUCCCUACACUUGCAAACAAAGACAAAAAACAAUUUACCACUGCUCAGAGUGUGGGAAAAGUUGUAAACAUAGAAGUGCUCUCCAAAUACAUCAGCGCAUUCACACAGGAGAGAAGCCUUAUUACUGCACAGAGUGUGGAAUGAGAUUUACGCACGAAGCUAAUUGCCGAAGACAUCAGCGUAUUCAUUCAGGAGAAAAGCCACAUCACUGCUCACAGUGUGGAAAAAGCUUUAGGAAUGCAGGGAACCUCAAAACACAUCAGCGCAUUCACACAGGAGAGAAGCCGUAUCACUGUUCAGACUGCGGAAAGAGUUUUACUGAACGUGGAAAGCUUGUAAAACACCAGUGCAUCCACACAGGAGAGAAGCCAUAUUGCUGUUCAGACUGCGGAAAGAGUUUUACUAAUCGUGGAAAGCUUGUAAAACACCAGCACAUCCACACAGGAGAAAAGCCCUAUUACUGCACAGAGUGUGGAAUGAGUUUUGCGCAAGAGGGUAAUCUCCAAAGACAUCAGCGUGUUCAUUCAAGAGAAAAGCCGUAUCUCUGCUCACAAUGUGGAAAAAGCUUUAGGGAAAGACGAACUCUCAAAAUACAUCAGCGCAUUCACACAGGAGAGAAGCCGUAUCACUGCUCACAGUGUGGAAAAAGCUUUAGGGAAAGACAAACUCUCAAAACACACCAGCGUAUUCAUACAGGAGAGAAGCCGUAUCACUGCUCAGAUUGCGGGAAGAGUUUUACUGUUAGUGGAAAUCUUGUAAAACACCAGCGCAUUCACACAGGAGAGAAGCCCUAUUACUGUUCAGACUGCGGGAAGAGUUUUACUGACAGCGGAAAACUUGUGAAACACCAACGCAUUCACACAGGAGAGAAGCCCUAUUACUGCUCAGUGUGUGGAAUGAGUUUUCAGCGAGACGAUCAUCUCCAAAGGCAUUGGCGUGUUCAUUCAGGAGAGAAGCCGUAUCUCUGCUCACAGUGUGGAAAAAGCUUUAGGGACAAAGGAGCUCUCAAAACACACCAGCGUAUUCACACAGGAGAGAAGCCGUAUCACUGCUUAGAUUGUGGGAAGAGUUUUACUGUUAGUGGAAAUCUUGUAAAACACCAGCGCAUUCACACAGGAGAGAAGCCCUAUUACUGUUCAGACUGCGGGAAGAGUUUUACUGACAGCGGAAAACUUGUGAAACACCAACGCAUUCACACAGGAGAGAAGCCCUAUUACUGCUCAGUGUGUGGAAUGAGUUUUCAGCGAGACGAUCAUCUCCAAAGGCAUUGGCGUGUUCAUUCAGGAGAAAAGCCGUAUCGCUGCUCACAGUGUGGAAAAAGCUUUAGGGACAAAGGAGCUCUCAAAACACACCAGCGCAUUCACACAGGAGAGAAGCCGUAUCACUAGCCUGGGAAAUCCCAUGCUGCUUUGCACAAUCGUUCCGAUCUGAAAAGACAGCAUGGAAACUAUGGUCUAAAGGCUCGCCUGAGUUAGGGAGCCAAUCAGAGAGUGGGGAGGGGUGGAAAGACGGUGACGCGUACUACUCGACAAACGGAAGCUUGUAGUUUAUUUGGGACUGUUUACGGAUCACAUUUAACAUGGCAGCGAGUGAUACAAACCAAACUUUCGAUCAAGCUUUGUCUUGCACAAACGGCAGUAAUCGUUCGGUGCCAUUGUUUUCCUAUUUUUAUUUUGCCUUCUCUUUCUCCUUCCUUCUCUUCUUCACCUCUUUGUCGCUCUAACUACGUCACCGGGUACAACUGCCAUGAUUGGCCAUGGGCUACAUAUACGCCAAAUGAUAGACAUUCGCAACGUCCAAUAAACAGCCGUUGAUAAUCGUAAACCACACCUCCCCUACGAGAAAUUCAAUAGGCGGAUUCCAGACCAUAUCUCACUUGUGAUAUGGUCUG